AUUCUUCUGAUUUUGGAAUUUGAUUUUUGGAUAGUUUCGCAGAUUGUUGACGAUAUUGUCAUUUAUAGAAAUAAGAAAUGAUAGUUUUCUUGGAGUUAUUGUGCAAGUGAUAAGUUGGUCUACCAAAGAAUUUUUGUGUGUUCAAGAAGGAAAAGGGGCUUUGUGUUUCUGAAACACAUUAAUGCCCAGGACAAUCAUGUUUGGUGAUAAACAUGCCGCCGCUGAAUCUUACUUUCCCAAGGACAUGAACUUUAAACUCAAGAUUUACUUUUUUAUGUUCCUAUGUUUGACGAAGUCUGUUUCUUCGAUAUGUUAUUUCCCUAUCGAAUUCCAAGGCACGUUCCUAACGCAAACACAAGCCAGCGCAGCAUUCGGGGGCCACACCGUAUCCUACAGCGAAAUCACGGUCGAAGUUGACUCCAUACCUCCCUGGGGGCGGUGUCAUAGGAGGCGGGGCAACAAUGUCAUUCUCAAAGAUACAACUGGAGGAGAAGACUGUAUAAGGUGCUUUCAUAUCACGCUAAAAUCGCUCAAUGUCAUACAAAUUCACACAGAAGGUCUCGCCAGGUGUUACACCAACGAGGAAGCGGCAAGAGCGACCUGCCCUGAUGAGAGAGCCGUUCUUGAAAGGCGGUUUAAGGAAAUAUUACUUUUCCGAAAACACGAACCGGGUUCUAUGAUGACUAUAGAAGACUUGUUCUGUCCCAUCAGCGGUCGCUUCCGAUUCACCUAUUCAGCCAAUCACGGAGAGUUCCAGUGUGGUGAGCCGCUGUCCGAGUUGAGCAACUGUCCCAAUGGCAACGGACUCAACGUGAAAUUCCGACAGUGUUCUUUCCCUGAUAUGUCCAUAAACUUUUUGUGCCUUGGAGAUUGGGCAGGACUCAAUGGCGACAGGUACAUAGCGUUGAUGGAUUUAAGAGAUGAACCUGAAGCACGACCCAAAUACAGAUGUGGGUUAUAUCGUAAAGACAUGAUAACAGGACGAGUUUAUGUAUCCCUUGCAUCAGAUUCAACGUGCACAAAUCAACUGACAUCUUCCACGAAUGGUUAUGAGUCUUUAAUUCUUAGUCCAUUACCAGAUCGCAGCCUUCCUGCACAAGUUGAAUCUGCUCGUUGUCGCUUCCCAGAAUGGUCUCAGGGACAAUGGGAACACCUUCAGGUGAAUGGCAACUCUUUCCAAUUUAAGGACCACACCCUGUUCCAGGCCAUCACGGCUCGAUGUAUCCUCAGAGAGAACACCACCCCCACAGACAAAUUCAUCGUUUAUACUGUUACUCAGUGCGGUGAAGAAAAUUACAACUGUAUUUGGUUGCAAAGACGAACAGCUAAUGUCAUGGAAUUUCAACUAGGUGUUCAACCAAGUAAACAUUAUGCAGAAAAUUUGUGCCAUGAUCAACAAUUUCCGUCAGAAUCGUGGAUAACGGAAGGCAGGCUGCACAAGAUUCAGAUGUCGCCUUGUCCAAUCAUGGGAGACUACACCGGAGAAGUUCCUGGGACUCAUGGUCUUUGCGCCAAAGUGUCUUCAGAUUGCAAUAACCCGGACAUUAUGUUCUAUACCGUCAGCAACUGCGAAGAGCGUGGACAUGUAUACGAAGAACGAGAAUAUCGUUGCCUUGGAAGUUGGGAAGAAGAUGGCGUUCUGUUCACUUACACCCAGAGAAGAGAUAUGGAUGGAUUCCAAUGCUUCAGCGGUAAAGUGCUGAGAAAUGGCGAGGAAGCUUUCAUCAAAGAGGCUGGAGACAGCUGCAUCCGAGGCGAAGAUCCGCUCAUUUACGGAAUGAAAAUCAGCAAACAAUCUUCUUGUCCGCAGCUUGCUCCAGCAAACUUCGUGCCUGUGCGACCACCGUGGAAACCCAUAACAUAUGCUCCAGCGCCACUGCCCACUGGGGCACCGGUGCCGCCAGUCCGCCCCUCGCCACCCAGGGACCCCUACUGGUACCGCACGGCAACGGAACAGCCCACUACCAAACCCUGGAAGCCUAUUACGGGCCGACCACGUCCAGAUCUCAACACAGCUAAUAUCAGGCCUCACCAAAGCGUUCUACUACAAAGUUCUUUAUUUAUUCUAUUAAUGUUUUUCAUCUUGUGGGAUCACUGAUAGGUAACGAAAGGGUUACACUUGAAUCCUGCCUCAUAUUGAGUUUAGCUGGACUAAAUUCAUUAAAGUGUCCUUACUCAUUUGGAUCACUCAUAGUCAUUUCCGCCAGAAUUGGCAAGGAACUUUCAGGGAUUUUUACAUGACACGUUUACAGUGACACUUGUAUAAACUAUGACUUUCCGCCUGUCCUGGAAGCGAUACUGUAAGCAGCAAUGUGAUCAAAGUAAC
Molecule: messenger RNA, 2326 nt
Organism: Uloborus diversus
Lineage: Eukaryota; Metazoa; Arthropoda; Arachnida; Araneae; Uloboridae
Exons: 15
Coding region: 182-2098 (638 amino acids)
Source: RefSeq, a predicted model, not a curated record